This is a messenger RNA of Molossus molossus (Pallas's mastiff bat), 4586 nucleotides long. It is a transcript of the gene ADRB2, whose product is annotated as adrenoceptor beta 2. The record is from RefSeq and is a predicted model, not a curated record. Gene Ontology annotation, molecular function: norepinephrine binding; beta2-adrenergic receptor activity. Bases 43 to 1296 code for a protein of 417 amino acids. NCBI's taxonomy places the organism in Eukaryota, Metazoa, Chordata, Mammalia, Chiroptera, Molossidae. Gene Ontology annotation, cellular component: membrane. The transcript has 4 exons. Gene Ontology annotation, biological process: adenylate cyclase-activating adrenergic receptor signaling pathway; norepinephrine-epinephrine-mediated vasodilation involved in regulation of systemic arterial blood pressure; negative regulation of smooth muscle contraction.
AGCCUGCCGGCAGCCUUGCGCUCACCUGCCAGCCUGAGCGCCAUGGGGCAGCCCGGGAACCGCACCGUCUUCUUGCUGGCGCCCAAUGGAAGCCACGCGCCGGACCAAGACGUUGCGCAGGAACUGGAUGAAGCGUGGGUGGUGGGCAUGGGCAUUUUCAUGUCGCUCAUCGUCCUGGCCAUCGUGUUUGGAAACGUGCUGGUCAUCACAGCCAUUGCCAAGUUCGAGCGUCUGCAGACGGUCACCAACUACUUCAUCACCUCCCUGGCCUGUGCUGACCUGGUCAUGGGCCUGGCGGUGGUGCCCUUUGGGGCCAGCCACAUCCUAAUGAAAAUGUGGACUUUUGGCAAUUUCUGGUGCGAGUUUUGGACUUCCAUUGACGUGCUGUGCGUCACAGCCAGCAUUGAGACCCUGUGCGUGAUUGCAGUGGAUCGCUACUUCGCCAUCACGUCACCCUUCAAGUACCAGAGCCUGCUGACCAAGAAUAAGGCCCGGGUGGUCAUUUUGAUGGUGUGGAUUGUAUCAGGCCUUACCUCCUUCUUACCCAUCCAGAUGCACUGGUAUCGGGCCACCCACGAAAAAGCCAUCAAUUGCUAUGCCAAAGAGACCUGCUGUGACUUCUUCACAAACCAAGCUUAUGCCAUCGCCUCCUCCAUCGUUUCCUUCUACCUGCCGCUGGUGGUCAUGGUCUUCGUCUACUCCAGGGUCUUCCAGGUGGCCAAAAGGCAACUCCAGAAGAUUGACAAAUUCGAGGGCCGCUUCCAUGCCCAAAACCUCAGCCAAGUGGAGCAGGAUGGGAGGAGUGGGCAUGGACAUCGGAGGUCCUCCAAGUUCUGCUUGAAGGAACACAAAGCCCUCAAGACUUUAGGCAUCAUCAUGGGCACGUUCACUCUGUGCUGGUUGCCCUUUUUCAUCGUCAACAUUGUGCACGUGAUCCAGGAUAACCUCAUCCCUAAGGAAGUUUACACCUUCCUAAACUGGGUGGGCUAUGCCAACUCUGCUUUCAAUCCCCUUAUCUACUGUCGGAGCCCAGAUUUCAGGAUUGCCUUCCAGGAGCUUUUGUGCUUACGCAGGUCUUCUCUGAAGGCCUAUGGGAAUGGCUACUCCAACAGCAAUGACAAAUCUGACUACGCAGGGGAGCAGAGUGGAUGCCACCCGGGACAGGAGAAAGACAGCAAACUGCUGUGUGAGGAUGCCCUGGGCAGGGAAGACUUUGUGAACCGUCAAGGUACUGUGCCUAAUGAUAGCAUUGAUUCACAAGGGAGGAAUUGUAGUACAAAUGACUCACUGCUCUAAUGCAGUUUUUCUACUUUUUAAAACCCCCUUCCCCAAAACAAGACACUAAAUAAUUUAACUUGAGUGUAAUAAAUUUAGAAUAAAAUUGUAUAGAGAUGUGCAGGAGGAAGAACAUCCUUCUGCCUUUCUUUUUUUAUUUUUGUAAGCUGUAAAAAAGAGAAAACGUAUUUGAGUGAUUGUUUCUUGUACAGUUCAGUUCCUCUUUGCAUGGAACUUGUCAGUUUUUGUCUGAAGGGCUUCAGUCCCAGAGGACCUGGGGCUGCUAUGUUUUGAUGACUUUUCUGCAUUAUCUACCUCAUUGGUCAAGUAUUAAGGAUAAUAUAUUGCUGCUGGUAAUUUGUAUCUGAAGGAGACCUUCCUUCCUGCACCCUUGGAACGGAGGAUCUGGAGGAUCUUGGACCUUACAGCUGUGAACCCAGUCUCUCCCCACUCCUCUUAUUUACUGAAACAGGGUGUUUGUUGUAGGCAGGGAUUUCAGGGGUAGCUUCGGUUGUUUUCCUGAGCAAAGUCUAAAGUUUACAGUAAAUAAAUUGUUUGACCAUGACUUCACUGCACCUGUCUCUCCAAAACCCCUUGACUGGAGUGUGCUUGCCUCCCCCGCUGGAAACCACAGGUAACUAUUUGUAAUAACUGCCCGGUGACUUAAUGUGGAAUGGCACAGGAAUGACAUGCCCUGAUUGCUUAACCCUUUCAUUUGCCUUGGAUUCUGUUGCCUGCAACCUGUAUCUCUCCUAAUGCUGGGGCUGCAGAUCAGUUCUGCCUGCUCCCAGCCUAGCUCGUCUCGCUGGUCCUACGGUGAUUAUUCUUUGUUGUUACAUCAGAAACACUGACUCAUAGAAGUGGAGCUAUGAGCAUCUGUUGGGCCCCUUCAUGCACCCCCACCACCCACCUUCUAGUUCUACCUGCUUAAUAGCUGCCCAUAUUUUGUGUCUGCUGUGUCUUAUAGUGGGGGUCUUUGUGUUGCAUCAGGGAUUGGCAUUUGAAGGAUAAGGCAGAAGUUAUUGGGGGGGAAAAACCAUGCUAACUUCACCCUGUAAUUUCAAGAGAAACUGAAAGGACAUAGGUCAGAGGGAGAAAGGCAAGAAGACACUUAACCAAUGAACACUCACAACCUAGAAACAGGAUUGUAACCCCUCCUCUUUCUUUAGUUCGUUCCCUUUUCCCCCCUCCCUUUUACUCUUCUCCCUUUAAUACAAACCAAGAUUUCUCAACCUCAGCACUAGUCUUUGCACCAGAUAAUUCUCUGUGGUGGGGACUGUCCUAUUCAUUGUUGCAUGUUCAGCACCCGAGAUGCCAGUAGAACCCCCUGAAUUGUGACAACCAAAAAUGUCUCCAAACAUAGCCAAACACAGCUCAAGGGGUGAAGAAGUCGCCCCUGGUUGAGAGCCACAGAUAUAAUUCAAAAAUCUAAACAGAUGUUUAGAUUCUGUCUGAUGUAGGCAAUUUCUUUUGCACAGCCCCAGAGAAGGAUUUUGCAUGGUUCACCAGUGAGUGACAGGCUCUUUUCACUCCACUCUGCUGCCUUCUGAACUCACCUUGCAGCUGCCCAGACACUGACUGGGGACUGAAUUGUUUGGGAGGGUUUAUCAAUGGAAGCCAGGCCCAGGAGCUGUUACUGCCUGUUUGUAGAGAGAUAAUGCUGUUAGGAGGCACAUGAGGGAAAAUCACAAAAGUAAACACAUUUCUUCUCUCACCCCCUUUCUAUUUUUGCCUGUGUGUCUGAGCCAGAGCUUGGCCCAGGUUUGACCGAGUGGAUCGUCCUCCUUGGCAACGCCAGCCUGGAGAUCAGCCUGCAGGGUUCAUUGCCAUUUCUCUGGCUUGGGAAGCUGACUCCACUUUUCUCUUCCCUUCCAUCCCAGCCACGGUCCCCAACCAGAAAAGCAUUGACCCCUUCUGCUUCCUGUCAGUCCAGUGAUGGGAGUCUGGGGCUUCCAUACCUACCAUCACAUUCUCCUUCUCCUGCUCUGGGCCCCACACCCCGAGAUGUAGACAGCUUCUCCAGCUAAUCCCCACCCUCCUCGUAGCCUCAUGGGAUCUUGGACUUAGAAGAGCCCAUAGAAAGCAUUCGACAUCUGAAGAGACCAAAACCUACAAGGGGGAAUGACCUGCCCAAGAGAGGAUGCCUAUUAACAGUGCGCAAACUUCCUCCUCUGCUCAGCACACUGGGCUGAUAUAAAAAGUGAAAGUUGUCUUCAGAUGAUCCAGACUGCUGCUGGGAGGAAGCCCAUUGCGUUUUUGCAAACCACAGGGCAGACCUAGACCCAAUGUAUGGACGCGGCUGGGAGACGGAUGAAGACCAGAACUUUCUAAAAAUUACAAUAGUCUGAAAGACGCCCUUCAUCACUGCCCGCGUGAACUUGCUAACAUGCAGAAGUCAGCUUUGCAGGAAAGCCUUCCGUGGCUCCUGUUGCCUCCAGGACAAAGGCCCAGCAGGUGAGUUCACAGGACACGCAGAGGAGCCUUUCCUUGGGAACCGGUGACGCUCCCCGCAGACACCAGCUCGCCCUGUGUCCCGUCACCGGACCUUCGGAGUGCAAGGGGAUGUGUGGGGAAUAAAUAGAGAAAGAAGGCUUGGCCCUGUGCUUAAGAAGCUUAUACACUUUUGGGGGGAAAAAGGUUAACAAGUACACAAAAAUAAUGUUUUUGAGUACCAAAAGUACUCUUAGAAAUCAUUGACCUCUCCCGACUGUCUCUCAUUUUAUGGUAGUGGAAACUGAUGUCACAGAACUGGCAAAUUAUAAAAAAACAAAACAAAAAACAUGUCUCAUAAGAGGUCUCCCCACUUCUCCUCUGCCUCCACGACGCUGCCGUCUGAGCAGCGUGUCACCUUGUCACUCCUCAUGUGAGCUUUCUGUGGCCCCGCUGACCUACAAUAAAAGCCAAAUUUCUUCCCAGACCUGGGGCACUCAUUGUGCUCAGAUCCAUGAACCUGGCCAUUCCUUCUGAUGGGAAUGUUACUCUGCCAGAUCUUCAGGCUUCUCUGCGUCAUUCAGUCUCAGGGCUCAUGGCCCCUCCUCAGGGUUGCAUGGCCCCACUCACUCCCUUCCCCUCGCCCUGAGUGGAUGUGUUCACAGCACAUGACACCAUCCAUGUCAUUUUGUUUGUUUGCUGAUUCUUCUUCAUUAUCUGGGUCAACUCACUCGAGGCUAAGGUGCAGGAGUGCUGAGAUGUGCCUCUGUCACUAGCAUCUACAACAUAGUUGGCUCAUAGUUGACACAAGAUAUUUGCUGAAUGACUAAACAAAGAAAUGAAUACAUAUUGGUGGAAAUUGGAAAACACAGACUAGUAUA